Molecule: messenger RNA, 5353 nt
Organism: Chelmon rostratus (copperband butterflyfish)
Lineage: Eukaryota; Metazoa; Chordata; Actinopteri; Chaetodontiformes; Chaetodontidae
Product: focal adhesion kinase 1-like
Exons: 36
Coding region: 189-3494 (1101 amino acids)
Biological process (GO): protein phosphorylation; signal complex assembly
Cellular component (GO): cytoskeleton; focal adhesion
Molecular function (GO): protein tyrosine kinase activity; ATP binding
Source: RefSeq, a predicted model, not a curated record
GCCACUAAGCCGGCUCUGAUAUCAGCGGGUAUACGUCUAUACAAUUCAAACUAACUGGCUGGAAAAAGGUGGCCGGUUGCGGGGAGUAGUUGCGACCGGGCUCCAGGGCUAAAGCGGAUAUUUCCAGGAUAUCAUACUACACUGAAUAUGACGCCCAGUUAGCCCCAGCAGGAGCAUCGGAGUCAGGCAUGGCAUCGUCUUCCUACUUGGAACCCAACCACAAUCACUCCGCAGCGAGUGGUUGUGGGGUUAAAUCCCGUUCUGGGAUGCCCAGUGGUACUGGUGUUGGUACCAGCGGCUCUGCUGGAGGCCUUGAGCGGCCCCCAGGCUCCAUGGACCGGGUUUUGAAGAUCUUCCAUUACUUCGAGACAAACAGCGAGCCAUGCACCUGGGCUAGUAACAUCAGGCACGGAGAUGCUACAGACAUCAGGGGUGUUAUCCAGAAGAUAGCGGAGAUCCACAAAUUGCGCUGUGUGUCCUCGCUGGGCCUCCGUCUGACCCAUCUGCACUCUGAUGCACUCCAUUGGUUACACCCUGAUUUGGGCGUGUCUCACGUCAGGGAGAAAUACGAGAAGCAGCACCCCCAGGAGGAGUGGAGGUAUGAGUUGCGGAUGCGGUACCUUCCUAAAGGUUACCUCAGCCAUUUUUCUGAAGACAAACCCUCUUUCAACUACCUCUAUCACCAGGUCAAGAGUGACUACAUGCAACAUAUAGCUGAUCAGGUGGAUCAAGAUGUUGCUUUGAAGCUUGGCUGUUUGGAAAUUAGGAGGUUCUUCAGAGAGAUGCCAGGAAACGCCCUGGAUAAGAAAUCCAAUUAUGAACUACUAGAGAAAGACGUUGGUUUGAGAAGGUUCUUCCCCAAAAGCCUGCUGGACUCCCUCAAGGCGAAGACUCUUCGUAAGCAGAUCCAGCAGACCUUUAAACAGUUUGCUAACCUCAAUGAUGAGCAGAGCAUCCACAAGUUCUUUGAGAUACUCUCUCCCAUCUACCGCUUCGACAAAGAGUGCUUCAAAUGUGCUUUGGGGUCUAGUUGGGUAAUAUCAGUAGAGUUAGCAAUUGGACCAGAGGAAGGGAUCAGCUACCUCACAGAUAAAGGCUCAACGCCUACACACUUAGCUAACUUCAACCAGGUUCAGUCCAUUCAGUACUCUGCUUUGGAAGAGAAGGACAGGAAAGGCAUGCUGCAGCUCAACGUAGCAGGAGCUCCAGAGCCCCUCACAGUCACCACGGCAUUGCUGACUACAGCAGAAAACAUGGCUGACUUGAUUGACGGCUACUGUCGGCUCGUCUCCUCGGCUACUCACUCUUUUAUUGUCAGAGUCCACAAAGAGGGGGACAGAGCUCUGCCUUCCAUCCCCAAAGUUUCAAAUCAUGAGAGGCGGAUGGAAAAACGGAUGGACGGAGUACGGACCAGAGCUGUUUGUGUCUCAGGUCACACUAGUGGCGAUGAAACAGAUGACUAUGCUGAGAUCAUAGACGAGGAGGAUACUUAUACCAUGCCUUCAAAAUACUAUGGACUAGAUCAAGCACGGGACUAUGAGAUUCAGCGGGAUCGCAUUGAGUUGGGACGCUGCAUCGGUGAGGGUCAGUUCGGAGACGUCCACCAAGGAGUCUAUAUCAGCCCGGAGAACCCAGCCCUGUCGGUGGCAGUGAAGACGUGUAAGAACUCAACGUCGGACAGCGUCAGGGAAAAGUUUCUCCAAGAAGCAUUGACCAUGCGUCAGUUCGACCACCCCCACAUAGUGAAGCUGAUGGGAGUCAUCACUGAGAAUCCAGUCUGGAUCAUCAUGGAGCUCUGCACCCUGGGAGAGUUACGGUCGUUUCUCCAGGUGAGGAAGUACAGUCUAGACUUGGCCAGUCUCAUCUUGUAUUCAUACCAGCUCAGCACGGCACUGGCAUAUCUGGAGAGCAAACGCUUUGUACACAGGGACAUUGCAGCGCGGAACGUGUUGGUGUCUACAGUCGACUGCGUGAAGCUGGGGGACUUUGGGUUGUCACGAUACAUGGAAGAUAGCUCUUAUUACAAAGCAUCUAAAGGUAAACUUCCUAUUAAAUGGAUGGCUCCAGAAUCCAUCAACUUCAGACGAUUUACCACAGCCAGUGACGUCUGGAUGUUUGGCGUCUGUAUGUGGGAGAUCCUAAUGUUCGGCAUCAAGCCUUUCCAGGGUGUGAAGAACAACGACGUCAUUGGCAGGAUAGAGAACGGCGAGCGACUGGCUAUGCCCCCGCAGUGCCCUCCUACUCUCUACAGCUUGAUGACAAAGUGUUGGUCGUACGAUCCCAGCAAGAGGCCGCGCUUCAAUGAACUCAAAACACAACUGAGCACUAUAUUAGAGGAGGAGAAGCUCCAGCAGAAGGAGAGGAACAGGAUGGAGAUGAGGAGACAGGUCACUGUUUCUUGGGACUCUGGAGGGUCUGAUGAAGCACCACCAAAACCUAGUAGACCAGGCUAUCCCAGUCCUCGCUCCAGUGAAGGUUUUUACCCCAGUUCCCAACAUCCUGGACACUAUCAGAUGGCAGGGUACCCCGGCCCUCACACCCUCCCCUCGGUGCCCAGCGCCCUCUACCCCCCGCAGGCUGCGAUGCUGGACACACACCAUGCGCACACACACCCCCGCCACCACGUCCACACACACUCACACGCACAGCACCUUCCCCAGCCACAUGGACACGACAUGGCACUGUGGGGCUCUGCGAUGGAGGACAGGGCAGUAGACAUGCAGCAGUGUGUAGGCCAGCAGUGCCUGUUAAUGGAGGAACAGCUGAUGAUACAACAACAGCAGAUGGAGGAGGACCAGAGGUGGCUGGAGCAGGAGGAAAGGCUGCUGAAACCAGACUCUAGAAGUUCUAGAGGAAGUCUGGACAGAGAAGACGGGGGUCUCCAACCACCGACAGGAAACCAGCACAUAUAUCAGCCCGUUGGAAAACCAGAGCAUGCAGCUCCCCCAAAGAAACCCCCUCGACCGGGGGCCCAGAGCCAAGUGGGCAGUCUGGCCUGUCUAAAUACUGGAGACAGUUACAACGAUGGAGUCAAGCCCUGGCGGCUGCAGCCCCAAGAGAUAAGCCCGCCCCCCACCGCCAACCUGGACCGCUCCAAUGACAAGGUGUACGAGAACGUGACAGGACUGGUCAAAGCUGUGAUCGAGAUGUCGAGCAAGAUUCAGCCAGCUCCUCCAGAGGAAUACGUUCCCAUGGUCAAGGAUGUGGGUCUGGCAUUGAGGACAUUAUUGGCAACAGUGGAUGAGACUCUGCCACAACUUCCAGCCAGUACACACAGAGAGAUCGAGAUGGCACAGAAACUUCUGAACUCUGACUUGGCAGAGCUCAUUGGGAAGAUGAAGUUAGCCCAACAAUAUGUGAUGACCAGUCUCCAGCAGGACUAUAAGAAGCAGAUGUUGACAGCGGCUCAUGCUCUUGCAGUCGAUGCCAAGAACCUGCUGGACGUCAUCGACCAAUCACGGCUCAAGAUGAUGGCACACUCCCGCCCGCACUAGCCCCACCUCAGCUUGAGCUGACCAACAGGAGCUGGUCUGCAUCACUAUGGUUACUGUUAGCAGAGGAGGACUAAAGACUCCUGGAUUAAUGACGUCAAUCAUGAUAUGUGAGAGCUGCUGGAGCCAACUGCUUUACAUGACUGCGGCUCUGAUGCUUUGACAGCAGUCCGUGAAGGAUCAUUAGAUGUUGAAUCCUGUGUGAGCUGCGGUUGUCUGUUCAUCUGGGAUAAAACUCUCCACCACUGUGACUUUCUUAAUACAAGAACAGAGCAAAAACACCUCCUGAAUCAGGGACUUGGCAGCUUCACUGUUGGGACUGGAAUAUAAUGAUGAGGAAGAGUGAUGACUAUGGGUGUCUAUGGGUCUGGACUGGAAAAACUAUAAUGGGAGCGAUUGGAUCUGGACUUGACGUCGGGUGGAUUAGUCAUAGUGGGAUACAACUCUCAAGCAAGCCAUCAGAACCUGAUCGGACCGUGUUUGAUCUGCAACAUAUCUGCAUGAAACUUCACCGCAGGAAUGGACUUAGACGUCAGCCAGCAGCCGUGCCGGUACAUUUGUUGAUAUCAUCUGUUUUGACCCCUUGUUGUGAACCCUUUCCUCAGCUGAAAUACCUCCACAUCACCAUGGACUCUUUUGAGCAGGCAGAUCAAAUCAGAUGUUUUCUGUUCAGCUGCGGUGCUUUGAGCGAAUGCUUCAAUGAGGAGAUUCCCAGUAAAGACGGUCUCGGUUUGGUUGGAGAAGCAGCCUCCCACCCCUCCAUCGCCCCUCCCAUUUCUCUCUUCCAUGCAUUCCCGUCCUCCCUCACCAGGUUUUAUUUAUAGACUCAGAAGUUGCAGAGGAGGAGACGGAGGGAGAGACGGGAAGAGCGUGUUAAAACUUGAGGAUAGUCGAUCGCAGGUCUGCUGCCUGAAGAAGAGGCCCACUUUUCUCCUCUUUCCUCUCUAUUCCACUCACUGCUCUUUCCUUUUGUCCUCUCUGUCCCUCUCCUUCCCAAAGUCUUCCUCAGCUCCUCUGAGCAGGUUUUAAAGACUCCAAAUGUGAAGAAUCCAACUCUGUCUGGGUAAACGCUGCAGACAGGAAACUCCCCACUCGCACUCACUUUAUUCUACUCUUUUUAUUGGCUGGCUCCAUGUUUUGUGUGUUGUUUUCAGCAGUCGCAGUCUUCUUCCUGUGUUCUGAUAUUCAAUCCCAGCACUGACUCUGAUGAGCAAAAAUGAAAAAAUAAAAUAAAAUGAACAGAAGGUGGAUGUUGAGGAAUCAGUCCGACUGAGUGGACACGUCCUGUUUAUGGAGGAGGAAGAGGAGGACUUCGUGUCUCAGACUGGUCACUGAGCUGGACGUAACAUGUUUCUGUGAGGACACCGUCUCCUCUUCUUUCUUUCCCCUCACCUGCAGUCUCAGUAUCGUUCCGCUGUUCCUCAUGUAAGACUGGUGCCACACCUUUAACUGUCCCCUCACCCACUGUUGUCACAAAGUGAAUUUACCAGGGGACACAAACAAACCUCACAAGUAACUGGAACCUUCGUGCUUUGAUUCCCGGUUUCUGUCAGGUCUUACUCUUUAAAUAUGUCCCUCUUAACAACAGGGAAGCAAACAAACAUGAAAUGGAGCCACAUGACUGGAACUUGUCUUGCAGACACAAAACACUGAACUGAAAAUACAGCAGAUCACACGUGUCUUUGUUAAUACUGACCCCACAUGGAGUAUGAUUACUGCUAUAUGAAAUAUACUGGCGGCUGUACUGGUAUAGCAUGAUAUACUGGUAUGGAGAGGAGCAUAUUUGCACAGCACCAAAAAAAAAAAAAAAAAACCCUACCUUUUUUUAACCCUAUUUUACCCAGAUUGGAUCCAUGUUCAGC